GUGUGCCUGAAGCCGAGCAUUGAGCAAUGGGAUCGGAGGUGUUCUUAUGCAGAAGGGAAGGACCUUCCCUGCCAGUGAAGCUCCUGAGAGCAAAUGCUUGGUAACGUCUUUCUCUCUAUCCGUGAGGUUGUCUGGAGUGGACUCUAAGAAAAGGCUGAUCCUCAGGAAGAAGUCAAGAUGGAAGGCCGGAAGUCCCCUUUGAAAAGCCCCCAGAAGCUUUCUCUGCUGUUUUCCCCGAUGCGGGCCGCGAUUCGUCUGCGGAGGACAGCCCACAUGCUGAAAAAGGGGUUCUUGCCUGGGGACCCUCAAGUCAAAAUUCUCCAGAGGCAGCUUUCCUUGGGCAAACCCAAAUUCGGCGGUGCCUCCAACCAAGCUACUUUGAACAACUCCCAGUAUUUUACUUUUGACCCCUCAACCCCGCUCCCUCUGACCAAGCCCAGCCGAAAGAAAAAGAUGACAAGGAACCGCCGAGUGCUGUAUCCAGAAAGCUCCAAAAAAUACCUCCCAACUGAGCACAAGAGCAAAGCAAAGCGAUUUCUCCUCUUGCUCAUUGCCAUCAUUUGCUUCCAGAUCCUCAACGCCAUUGAGAACUUGGACGAUAACCUCAUGAAAUACGACCUGGAUGGGUUGGAGAAGACCAUGGCCCGGGAGGUUUUUGGGCAGCCCUUUGUAAUUGAAAGGGUCAUGGGACUGCUGAAAGAUUACUUGGCCACCCACGUCCAUAACAAACCUUUGGUGAUCUCCUUCAAUGGCCCAAGUGGAGUUGGGAAGAGCCACAUCGGUUGGCUUCUAGCUAAGCACUUCCGGUCCAUCAUGGGACCCCACUCCGUGCUCCACUACUUCAUGAAGCAUCACUGCCCGGAUGGAGCAUCUGUCUCCAUGUGCCAAUUGGAGUUAUCAGAGACAGUUGGAGACAUGGUGGCCCAAGCUGAAAUCGAGGAAAUCAUCCCAGUGUUUAUUCUGGAUGAGGUGGAGUUCAUGCCCGAAGCUCUGCUGGAGACACUUGGUGGGUUUUUCCAGACAAACCAAACCAACAAGUACCUCAAUGCUGUGUACAUCCUCAUCAGCAACCUGGGGGGUGAGGAGAUCACAGAUCACUUUCUCCAGAAUGUCUCCAGUGACCCGUUGCACCCCCAGAGGAAAAUGGAAGAGCUUCAGAGCGUUCUUUGCCCCAUCCUGAGUCAUGUCCACCCUCUCUGGACAGGGGCGGAGAUCGUUCCAUUUGGGUUGUUGGAGAAAACCCACAUCUUGAGCUGCUUCUAUGAGGAGAUGAUGAGUGAAGGGAUUUACCCAGAUCCAAGUCACAUGGAACGCUUGGCUGGCCAACUCAGCUAUUACAAACAGGCAGGGCAGGAAUUUGGAAUAACUGGUUGUAAACAGGUGGUAGCCAAAGUCAAUCUCCUAUAAGGACAGAGCGCAGAUCUCCAUGUCUCCCACUUGGAACUCUCCUAUAUUUUCCUCACUUUGGCUGUCUAUGUCUUCAGGGAUAUGGAUAAGGGACAGCACCAUAUUUGUGUGGAGUUAAGUUAUGGGUACGGUGACAUGGGACUGGACCAAGAUUCCAAAGCUUACUUUCCAAAAAAGGGGGCGUGGCUGUAGGUGGAAAGGGCAAGGUUAAGAGGGUGUGGUUAAAUCAGAAUGGGUGGGACUUCAAGAGCGAUUAAUAGA
Candoia aspera is the source of this 1668-nucleotide messenger RNA. It is a transcript of the gene TOR4A, whose product is annotated as torsin family 4 member A. Gene Ontology annotation, cellular component: nuclear envelope; endoplasmic reticulum lumen. Lineage: Eukaryota; Metazoa; Chordata; Lepidosauria; Squamata; Candoiidae. The record is from RefSeq and is a predicted model, not a curated record. The transcript is spliced from 2 exons. Bases 178 to 1407 code for a protein of 409 amino acids. Gene Ontology annotation, molecular function: ATP binding; ATP hydrolysis activity. Gene Ontology annotation, biological process: negative regulation of apoptotic process.